Molecule: messenger RNA, 5640 nt
Organism: Callithrix jacchus (white-tufted-ear marmoset)
Lineage: Eukaryota; Metazoa; Chordata; Mammalia; Primates; Cebidae
Gene: SYNC
Product: syncoilin, intermediate filament protein
Biological process (GO): intermediate filament-based process
Cellular component (GO): neuromuscular junction; cytosol; sarcolemma
Source: RefSeq, a predicted model, not a curated record
GCCUCUCCCUCCUCCCCCGGCAGGAGCCCUGGCCAAGUGGGCGCGCCCGACUCGGGGCCGGCCGGGAUCCGGUGUCGGCUGCAGCUGGCAGUGCGGCGGGCGCGGGCGCCGGAGCGAAGGGCCCGCGGGCCCGGCUAUUAAUAACGCUGCCGCCAGCCCGAGGUCGCGCAGCCAUGGCCAGCCCGGAGCCCCGGCGCGGCGGGGACGGCGCCGCCCAGGCCGCGAGGAAAACAAGAGCAGAGCCCAAUUCUCUUCAACAGAACCCUGAAUCCCUAAAUGAGGCAGAGGCCUUGAACCCAGAAGUUACUCUAUCUUCAGAGGGGACCUUAAACCUAGAAGACAUUCUCUACCUGGAGGACACAGGUGACCUUGAUGAGACACUCUAUGUGCAAGAGAAUGAGAAGCCAGAGGAGGCCCUGUAUAUUGAGGAGGCCAUGCAGCCAGAUAAGGCUCUGUAUGUGGAGGAGCCUGGGAAUCCAGAGACAGUGUGUGUGGAGGAAACCCUGGAGCCAGAUGGGAUACAGUUUGUGGAGGGGCCCAUGGAGCCAGGAAGGCCCACAAGCCCAGAGCAGGUUGUUUGUGAGGGAGAAACGGUCACAAGGGUGGAGAAAUCUAACCCUGAAGAGAGCCUCAGAGGCGAACUGAGCCCCAGUCUGGAGGAGGAGGAGCUGAGCCCCAGUCUGGAGGAGGAGAACCUGAGCAUAGAGGACCUGGAAUUGCUAGAGGGGCGUUUCCAGCAGUGUGUCCAAGCUGUGGCCCAGCUGGAAGAGGAGAGGGAUCAGCUCAUCCAUGAGCUUGUGUUGCUCCGGGAACCAGCCCUGCAGGAGGUACAGCAAGUCCAUCAGGACAUCCUGGCUGCCUACAAGCUCCACGCCCAAGCAGAGCUGGAGAGAGAUGGGCUAAGGGAGGAGAUCCGGCUGGUCAAGCAGAAACUGUUCAAGGUGACAAAGGAAUGUGUGGCCUACCAAUACCAGCUGGAGUGCCGCCAGCAGGACGUGGCUCAGUUUGCCGAUUUCCGGGAAGCACUGACUACAAGGGCUGCCCAGCUCUCAGAGGAACUGGCACAGCUCCGGGAUGCCUAUCAGAAGCACAAGGAGCAGUUGCAGCAACAACUAGAGGCCCCUCCAAGCCAGAGAGAUGGGCACUUUCUCCAGGAGAGCCGGCGACUCUCUACCCAGUUUGAAAAUCUCAUGGCAGAGAGCCGCCAGGGCCUGGAGGAGGAGUACGAGCCUCAGCUCCUGCGGCUCCUAGAGAGGAAAGAAGCUGGGACCAAAGCUCUGCAGAAAACCCAGUGUGAGAUUCAGGAGAUGAAGGAGGCUCUGAGACCCCUACAAGCAGAGGCCUGGCAGCUCCGACUGCAAAACAGGAACCUAGAGGACCAGAUUGCACUUGUGAGGCAAAAACGAGAUGAAGAGGUGCAGCAGUACAGGGAACAGCUGGAGGAAAUGGAAGAACGCCAGAAGCAGUUAAGAAGUGGGGUGCAACUCCAGCAACAGAAAAACAAAGAGAUGGAGCAGCUAAGGCUCAGUCUUGCUGAAGAGCUCUCUACUUAUAAGGCUAUGCUACCCAAGAACCUGGAACAGGAUGCUCCCACUUCUCAGGCAGGUGGAAUGGAGACAAAGUCUCAAGGUGAUCCUUCUGGAGAGAAGAGUGGUGUUCGCAUUGUUAUCGCUUUCCUAGCUUAACAAUACUAAUUAAUGCCUAAAAAAAAAAAAAAACCAGGCCUGGCACCGUGGCUCACACCUAUAAUCCCAGCACCUGGGGGGGCCCGAGGUGGGUGGAUCACCUGAGGUCAGGAGUUUGAGACCAGCCUGGCCAACAUGGCAAAACCUCAUCUCCACUAAAAAUAAAAAAAUUAACCUUGGGAGGCAGAGACAGGAGAAUGGCUUGAACCAGGAGGCGGAGGCUGCAGUGAGUCAAGAUCGUGUCACUGCAUUCCAGCCUGAUUGAGUGAGACUGUUUCAAAAACAACAAACAAAAAACCCCAAGUGUGUGCCUAAUUACAAGGGGAUAACCCAUGCCUCCAAAAUACCUGGGUCAGGCAUUCAAAAAUUCGUUUGGAAUGUUUCAGUUUCUAGUAGGACUCAAAAUAUGCCUUAUUAUCACCAGGAAUUCUGUGGCAUCUAGGCUUUGGGCAUACUUUCCUAACCCUACCCUACCCACCUGCUAUUUUCAGCUUCCUUACAAUAGCAGGCAGUUGUGUUAUCAAAAACAAUCAACAUAUCUAUCCAUUAAUUUCCUUAUGUAAUAUUCAAAUGCUGUGGUUUUGGGUGGAAGCAGAGAUGUUCAUAUUACACAGAUUGACUUUUAGACACUGACAAAACUGGAAGGCAUCUUUCUGACCAAUCACCUAUUGAGGAUCCCUCCUGGAAUAUUUUACUGUUAUGUUCUCAUAAAAAGUCCCAGAGUCCCUGAAACUAAUAAAAGAAAGUCUGUAUCGAGAUACACACUAUACAGAUGCCUGUAAAUUUUAUCUAAUUUACAUCAAAUUCGUAAGCAACUAUUUUAAUUGUUGCUCUAACGUUCUAGGAUUUUCUUUUUAAAUUUCUUUUUAUUUAGUAGAAAUGGGUGGUCUUGCUAUGCUGCCCAGGCAGGAGUAGUGGCACAAUCUAGGCUCACUGCAAUUACCCUUCCCAGGUUCAAGUGGUAUUCCUGCCUCUGCCUAAGUAGCUGGGAUUACAUGUGCACACCACCACACUCAGCUAAUUUUUUUGUAUUUUUAGACAGGGUUUCACCAUGUUGGCCAGGCUGGUCUCCACUUCUUAGCCUCAAGUAAUCUGCCCGCCGUGGCCUCCCAGAAUGCUGGGAUUACAGGCAUAAGCUACCAUACCAGGCCUUGAGAAUUUUCUUAUACUGUGUUUUUCUUUCUUUCUUCCCUCCCUCCCUCCUUCCUUUCGUUUUUUUUUUUUUUUUUUUUUUUUUUUUUUGAGGAGUCUCACUCUUGUUGCCCAGGCUGGAGUGUAGUAGUGUGAUCUCGGCUCACUAUGACCUCUGCCUCCGGGGUUCAAGCAAUUAUGCCUCAGCCUCCAAAGUAGCUGGGACUACAAGCAUGUGCCACCACAUCCAGUUAAUUUUUUAUUUUUGGUAGAGAUGGAGUUUUCACCACAUUGGCCAGGGUGUUCUUGAACUCCUGACCUCAGGUGAUCCGCCCACCUCAGCCUCCCAAAAUGCUGGGAUUACAGGCGUGAGUCACUGAGCAUAGCCUAUACUGUGUUUUUUUUUUUUUGAGACAGGGUUUUGCUCUUGUUACCCAGGCUGGAGUACAAUGGCGCGAUCUCAGCUCACCGCAACCUCCGCCUCCUGGGUUCAGGCAAUUCUCCUGCCUCAGCCUCCCAAGUAGCUGGGAUUACAGGCAUGCACCACCACGCCCAGCUUAUUUUGUAUUUUUAGUAGAGACAGGGUUUCUCCAUGUUGGUCAGGUUAGUGUCAAGCUUCCAACCUCAGGUGAUCCACCCUCCUCCGCCUCCCAAAGUGCUGGGAUUACAGGUGUGAGCCACCGCGCCCGGCACCUAUACUGUGUUUUAAUCCAACAUAUGACUGACACUAUGCUUAAUGUUUGGGAAAUUAAAACCUUGCAACUGAAGACAAUGAUCUGCUAAAUGCAUUUGUGUGGAUCAGAUUAAAAGUACAAUCUGGAAAAGACAAUGCCUAAUCCAAAGAACCAAAAUUACAGGAUUUCAGGCGUUGUAACAAUACUUGUAAGAAGUUAACCUAGCAGAGAAAACGUGUAACUAUCCCAUCCAUCACCAUCACAUAGGUUACCAUUCAUUCUAUUUCAUAAAUAAGAGGCAUCCAAAUAUUUGCUAGGGGAGUCAUUCCUGAUCAUCCAAAAAUCACACAGUAACAAUCUCCUCAACAAAGCCUGCCCUAACUAAACUUCAGAUGUUAUAAACUUUCUACUGUAUUAUUUUAACUUGCAGAAAGUAUAAACUUACUCUUUUUGUUUCAACCUUACAGGGGCUGUUUAGAAACCUAUGGCCAAAUCUGUAACCCAGAAACACCAAAACACUUUUUAGAAGAUCACUAAGUACCCUCUGGACGUACUCUUCCAAACAGACAAGAAACUUGGCAAGCAAUCAUCCUGUGAAAGUUGCAAAUACUGGCUGACCUGCUUAAAAAGAUUCUGGAGUUGGCCAGAGGCAGAACACCAGUCAACUCUUCGCUGGACUCUAUUUCAUCUGCUGUUGGUACUGAUCUCAGUGCAUCAAGGAAAGGAAAAAUAAGCCUCCCAUCUUCCAGCAGCAAUCCUCACAUACAUAUGUGCUGAGUAAAGAUCAAUAUAUGGAUGCAUCUUGGAGUAUUUUAAAGAAUGUUUAUGUUGACCCAAACCAAAAACAUUGAGGGGCACAUGUGGAGUCAAAAAGAUAGCCAAUUUCCAUUGCACAUGGGUUUACAAUUUGCAUUCUUUUGUGCCAUUGAGUGUGACAAAUUAAAUGAAUACUUUUACAAAGUUUACUUUUUGUUAAAGGACAUGUUGACUCAAAUAGCUAAAAUUAUGUCAAGGUGGCCAAAUGUGGUGGCUCACACCUGUAAUCCCAGCACUUUGGGAGGCGGAGGAGGGUGGAUCACCUGAGGUUGGAAGCUUGACACUAACCUGACCAACAUGGAGAAACCCUGUCUCUACUAAAAAUACAAAAUAAGCUGGGCGUGGUGGUGCAUGCCUGUAAUCCCAGCUACUUGGGAGGAUGAGGCAGGAGAAUUGCUUGAACCUGGAAGGUAGAGGUUGCGGUGAGCCGAGAUCAUGCCAUUAAACUCCAGCCUGGGGAGGAGCAAAACUCUGUCUCAAAAAAAAAAAAAAAAAAAAAAAAAAAAAUUGUGUCAGGGUAAUUUUCACUAUACUCUGAAACAACUAGACUUGAAGGAAAGAAAGCAAUCGAGAUUUGAACCUAAUGGUUAAGGCUAUUCAGAUUUUCCCAAAGAUCUUACCUCAUGAAAGUGGUUUUGGGUCAGAAUGAUCUGCUCAGUUAAAAAAACAACAAAAAACUAAGUGACUGGAAAGAACCAGACAUUUUAUCUGGUUAUUGCAUCUGGUGGUAAAGGCUUUCAAAGCCUAUUAUUUCUAAUCUCUAAAGUAAAGGCCUCAGUGAAAAACAUGCUGGGGAGGUUCAAGCACCUUUUCCAAAUGUAAAUUUUGCCUUAAAUUCUCUCUACCAAACUGCCUUUGACACUCUUGAAAGCCCACGUAGUUCUUUAGAGAUGGACUUCAAAGAAAUGUUAUCUUAACAAAGACUAAUCUGUGCCACCUCUGAUUCACUGUUUCAUGUCUUUCACAUGAAUAAGUCUUCUAAAGCCAGAGACUGGUGUUUGAUGGAUGUUUCAAACUAAAUAAAACCCAUCAGCAUGGGGUUAUAUAGAAAAGCAAUUUAUUCCAUUUUAAGCACUUACACAGUUAGUCAUGGAGAGUAACAGGCCUGCUGGUGAAACAGGUCACCCAAAAUGGAGAUGGCAUCAAACUAGUGGUCAAGGACUAACUCCUAAAAAAAAAAGCAACUUUUAUCAAGGAUUAAUUUAAAUUUAAAACAAAUACAAGUUAUUGAUUCACUCUUCUCAACUUGACAGUCUACCUGUGGUAUAACUGUCAGGUAAAAACAUACAUCUUUACAACUUGGUGGUCCCAAGUUAAAAAAAAAAAAACAAAAA